UCGGGCCCCGCUUGUCCUCGGGCUGCAGGGAGAUUACAGGCAUGCCAUCCGAUCCGUAUCCACUGGAAACACCGCUGCCUGCUCCCACACUGUGCUCAGCUCCUGAAGGAACCACAGCUGCUGCAAUGGACACUUCGGGGAGCGAUGCUGCGUUCACAUACUUCGGGAAAGCUGAGGAAAGGUUUUAUGAUCUGGAGCAUCUGCCUCCACUGCUGGAGGACGAGGAGAAUGUGUCUCUAGCGGACAUCCUAUCUCUGCAGGACAGCUGUCUGUGUGAGGAUGAGGUGUGGGGAGUGUGUGCGGAGUGUGUCCUGGCGCUGCAGAGUAUCCAACCCUCCCACCUCUUCCACACACUGUGCAUCACCCCGGACACUCUGGCCUUCAACGCUCAUGGGAAUGUUUGCUUCAUGGAGCAGCUGAGCGAUGAUCCCGAAGGUUCCUUCGUGCCUCCUGAGUUUGACCACACGGGAAGCACGUUUGAGCGCCAUGUUUACUCUCUGGGCUCCACGCUCACUGCCGCUCUGAACUUUGUCAUCGAGCCAGAGCUGGAGGCGGAGCUGGGGGAAGAGAUUCAGAGGCUGCUGGAGCAGAUGCAGGAGGAGAAGCCGGAGGACAGGCCUCUCCUGCAGGACAUCCUCUGUCUGGCUGAAGCAAGGCUGUCUCAUACCUCCUCUGCAGCUGUGUGCCGGAAACUGUCUUCUGUUGGCCGACGCGUGCUCUCCAUAGAAUCAGUGUCAACCUUUCAAGACGGACAGGAAGGCUCCUGGGAGGCGAGGUGGCAGCAUCCAAAACCCAGAGGUCUGCUUAAGAGACUGAGCUCUGACGAUCACACCAAAGACCAGUGUGUCGAGAGUUCUGUUAAAGCUAACGGUCUGUCCAGGCAGCAGGUGUGCCGGGGCUGGGACUCCUCUCUGUGGGCGGAGGACAUGGAAGGUGAUGGAGACUGCGCCACCUUGGCAGAUGAGUUGGACUGCAGGUCCCAGAACAGCUCCCCGGUGCGGUGGAGGGUCCAUCAGAGGCUGAACAGGGGGAGGGGGGCUCUGAACCGCUCCUGCUCGGUCCCAGACUCCAACAACCCCCCCUGUCUCUCCCCUCCAACUCACGGAGAUAUCAGCGUACCCGUAUCCGACCUCACAGAGAUCGGAACGGAUGAACACUCGAGCUGCGAAUCCAUGUGGAGCAACAGAGUGCCGAGACUGGACCGGGGCAUUUCCUGUGAGUCGUACCCCCGCAGCUACACCGAGGAUUAUAGGGAGGAGUCCAGAGGGAGCGAGGACACUGCAGAGACAUUCUGCAGCGGGGAAACAAAGGUCCAGGGGGGCAGUGAUUGUGAUUCUAAGGACUGCACCCAGGAUUCAGCGUCUUCCUGUACUUCCUGUCAGGAGCUGGACAUGGAGCAGGACUCUUCUGAGGACCAGAGCUCGUUCAACCACACCCUCUACAUUCCCAACAACUACAUGACCAAAAGCAUGCUGUGCCUCAAUGAAGAGUCCCAGGAUGAGUGGAUCUCUCUGAGGGAGCUUCUGACUCGGUGUGGACGGCGGUUGACCGUUAACGAGCUCUGGGCUCUCUGUUUCUCCUGCCUCUCCUCUCUGCAGACCUACAUCGAUUUUCCAGCCUAUCUAUGCCUGGACACGAUGCACGUGGGCUGUGAGGGAGAAGUACUUUUCUUGAAACCUAAAAACAUAGGAUCCAGAGACGAGUUCUAUCUUGCUCCAGAGUAUCAAGAACAUGGGAUUGUGACCGAGAAGGUUUGUGUGUAUGGGGUUGCUGCUAUUCUGUGGGCUGCAGCCAAGUUCAGUUUAUCACCUCAUCAAAAGCUGGCGAUGCCUCGCAAACUGAAGAGACUGCUGCUGGAGAUGGCAAAGAGGACGCCCAUUGAGAGACCUUCCAUCGCCAUGGCUAAGAGGAGCUGUCGUGACUACUUAUCCUAUCAAGGGAUAAAUGCUGAGACUGUAUGGAACAACCUCAUCCGCAGAGUUCCCCCGACAGCCUCAAAAUCCAUUGCUGCAGAGGAUUUGAGUUUAUCUGAAACUCAACAAAGCUCACUUGAAGAGUCUUCACAAAACAGCGGAUUUGUUCCCAUGGCCACUGAGAGCCGUCUGGCUCCUGUGCCUGGCCCUGUUCCCCACAGCUAUCCAGUGGACAAGGAAAUCCAACUCCCAGAAGCCUUCACUUCGCCUGCCACACACUUCAGCCCCAUCAUCCUGACUGAUGAAGGGUUUUCAGAGGCGGAGAGACAACACCUUGGGGCUUCCAUUGGAGGGUUUGCAGAUGAGUUCACAACCAACAGUGAGGAAACAGGCCCUGAUUUGACUUCACAGUUCCCAACUUGUACACAGACUGAACUAAAUCUACAUACACAGGAGUCGCCUGUUAAUCACGCCAGUGUAACUAAAACUUCCAGCCAAGAGAUGCUGGUCAACUCUUCUUCUACUCUCCCUGAUAUUUCCUGUCUUGAAGUCUCUCUUCCCCCGCAGCUAUCCGAUCACCUCAGUGGUUGUGGUGUUUUCAACAACUAUCUCUUCUGUCAGGAUCCCAUAACAGGACAUCUUUCCUUAGUACCUGUGCAGGUUAGGGCUCCAGAGUCUCUCCUCGGGUUGGAUAUAAAUCUCUCCAUGGUUCCACAGCCUUUACAGGGACUAAUCACACUUCCAAAAGGCAAAGAUUGUGAAUUUAUGAACUGUGUUAAUAUGCCUUUGAGGCCUGGACCCCUGGAUUAUGGCCCACCGUCAUCCUAUUUCAAUGGAAGCUCCAUUAUUUCUGACAGCCCACUGGAGCAAAGUAUUCGUAGAGUUUACAAUGGACAAACAAAUCCAGAAAGUGAGAAGCAGUCUCCUUUAAACUCUGCCCCCCCUAAAGUCCACCCCGCCCUACAGGAAGUGAUUGACCUCCUCAAGGGAGAGUUUUCAAUUGAUGGGGAUUUGGACAAUGGACAAGAAGAGGAUGUCACUAUGGGGGAGUAUAUCUUCUCGUUGAAGGACCUCCAGUACCAGAUGUUUGCCGGUGUUGUGAAGGAGAGGUUCAAGGAUCUGUACUGGGAAGAAGACUUGCUGGGUGUACUGCACUGCCUGGUGAACUACAACCCGUCCACACUCGGCUCUAAUGAGCAGCCUCCAUCAAAGGCUGUGAAAAGGGCAAACCUUACCCCACCCUUGAUAUCUGCUGCCUGGGGAGGGAAGAGAGAACUUUGUCUGCACGGUUGUCUGGACCUGAAUGGAAACGUACACACAGCCAGCCCCUCUGAUGUGGAUCCAUGGGAAGGACCUGAGGCCAGGCCCGCUCAUGGAGAAUAUGAGGCUGCAUGUAAAGGUUUAAAAUCAGGAUCAGAGGAGCGUCAACACAGCAUCAGUCCAAGUCGAGGUGUGAGCACUGACAGUCUGGACACAGGGCUCAUGGAGGGAGGGGAUCAUUCGGCGGGGGGCAGCGAUGAAAGCCCCUCUGAAGCUGAGUUUCCCUCAGGGAGAGAGGAAGGGCUGACCCAGGAGGAGCAGAUGAGCCCGGACUGGCUGCAGAACAUGGAGGACAGUGACUCUCUGGCAUCGGAGCGACUCCUCUCGCCCCGGUCCAGAGCCGAGGGGCCGGGCCCCCGCUGCAGCCCGGCCUGGGCCCUGGCUCUCUACGGACCAGAGGGUUUCAGUGCAGAAGUAAUGGAGUACGCAGUGAAUCUGGGGCAACACACAGGAUCGCCAUGUCUGGAUGUGAAAACACAGGAACUGCAGCAACAGCUGAUGAUUGAAACAAGGAAUCUUAAGAAAACAAGAAAUUUCUACCAGAAGCUGCUGCAGCAAGAGAGAAAAAACAAAGGUUCUGACAACAAACUGAUGCUGUCCAAACUCAAGUCCCAGCUUGCGGAACUCCGAUCCAAAGUUGUCUUCUUGGAUACGGUGAAGAAAUAUCUUGAGAUUCUGAGUGUGGACCAGUGGGGUUUGGAGGUUUCAUUACUUCCUUCUUUGGCCUCCUGUGGACCCGGCUCUUUGGACUUCCAUUCCUCUGAGGAUCCGUCAGCUCUGAGCUUCGGCAACAGCAAAGGGAAGAGCAUUCUGCAGGUCGGGUCUCCUCUAGGCCUCAUGGCUUACCUCUACGCCAGAAAUGCAGCUUUGGAGGGCUACAUCCAGCAGUUCCUGUAUACCUAUCGUUUCCUCUGCACUCCUGAGCAGUUACUGCAGUUCAUUAUGGAUAAAUUCAUCGCUGCUGCAAGGCAAGGUCCCGACAUGUCAGGAGAAGCUGAGAAGAUCUUCCAUCGCAGUUUGGAUCUGCUCCAGUUCUGGAUCACAGACUGUAGACAGGUGGACUUCACCCCUAAAUCCAGCCUCCUCGAUACGUUCGAAAGCUUCCUUAACACUGAGGUGAUUCCUGUAGACAGUCGGGGUGAGUUCCUUCUUGCUGCUCUCCACACCCCUGCUUACACGACGUGGAGCCACAGAAGUGAAAGCCUCCUCAGCCUCCAGGAAGAUGAUGACUCUGUGUGUGUGCAUUCAUCCACUGAGGAUCUUGGAAGAAAGUGGACAUUCUCCCGGGUGGUAGAGCCCUCUGCAGCCAUGUCUAAAGACAAGGCCUUCUCCGUGGCUACGGCCCUGCCCAUGCCCUGCUACGGCUCCCUGGCGGAUGACCUCUCCACCGUGUGCCUGCAGAGCAAGGAGCGGAUCCCCUUCAGCCAGAAUGAGUGCAGCGCUCAGCACGUCGCCCAGCAGCUCACCGUCCUGCAGCAGGAAAUGUUCCAGGGAUGUCAUCCAGUUCAUUUCCUCAACUCCAGAAUUCAAGGAGUCCGGGACAAAGUCUCCGCCCCAAACAAAUCACUGUCCCCCCUCUCCAGCAGGAAUGUGUCUCAGCACGGUCCCCCAGCAGAGGGCGGUGGUCCCCCUGUGUGUGAGGAGCCCCCCUCAGACAGCUUCCUGCAGCAGCUGCUCUCAUAUGCUGACAGUGUGGCUAACUGGAUCUCUGCUGAAAUAGUCAUCUGUGACUCGGCUAAGACACAGGUGGCUCUACUCACCAAGUUCCUGUGGAUAGGAAAACACUGCUACGAGUCGAGGAACUUCGCCACAGCCAUGCAGGUCCUCGGAGGUCUGGAGAAUGUGACUGUCAGGCAAUUACCAGCUUGGAAACAUCUGUCUUCCAAGGUGUGUGAGAUCCUGGAGGAGCUACGAGCUGUGCAGGUGUUCCUGAAGAGCGACGACCUGUGUCUGAUGGGGGAGGAGCACACAAGGAGGAGGCCCACCCUGCCGUCAGCGCACAUCCUGGCCAUGCAUGUGCAGCAGCAGGAGAUCGGAGCCUUCACCCUCACUACUGGGGCCUACAAGUGGACCAAGCUCAGGAGCAUAGCUAAGGUUGUGAGCCAGGUCCACGCCUUCCAGGAGGCGGUGUACCCCUACAGCCCGGACCUGGACCUGCAGGCCUACCUUCGGAGCCGCAUGGCCCGCCUCUCCACCUCUGACCUCCACCUCUUGGCUGCCGACAACGACGCCGACAUCCGGCAGUCCAGCGAGCGACAAGCGCGGAGGAUCCAGAACACGCUGAGAAGGGUGAAGGCCACCUUCCAAUGAGCCCUGCCCCAGGCCCAGUGCCAGGCACCAGGUCAACACCUCCUGACUGAGGCCCCAAGCCCGGGCCCCGACCCUCAGAGGCCUCUGUUGUCCUGGCAGCAGAACCUUGUGGACUUAGAAACUGCUGUCAUAUACACUAUCUGUCAAAAGAACCUUAACGGUAUGUAAAGGAUAAUGUGCAGCGGAGCAGUCAUUCAUGAAAAAGUAUUACACAGCAACAUACUUUAUAAACCAACGUCUUAACCAGCAAUUUUGAUUUUAAAUGGUUUUCUGGAUUUAAAAAUGAUCAUCCAUGUCUGUUUUUUGAGAAGUUCUCUUUAGUGAUUACUUCCUGUCUGUUGAUUUCUCUGACGUCCAGGUCUCUUUUCUUCACUGGGGACAGUUCAGCCAUCAUGAAUCCAAAGUGUUGUGCUCUCCACAAAUAUCAAAAUGAAUAUUCAAAAAGUGUUCCAUGGUGUUUCUCUGAUGGAGAAAAUGAAUGUUGGUUGUCCACAGAUGAUUUCUGCGGAAUGAUUUGACUGCACAAUGUGCACAUAGUAUCUCCCUUGAUUCUCCUUAGCAAUGGUCUGUCCCAAUUGAAUCAGAAUCGAGGAUACAACUUGGCUUUGUAAUAAGUCAAUAUAUCAGUUGAGACAACUUUAUUUGUAAGACUACACAUGUAAACCUUUAGAAAUGUGUUUGGUUCUGAUUCCAGCAUUUGUUUUCUUUCUCAGCUAAUAUAUUGUACCUUUUUAAUCAUUAUUUGUGAAAUGACCCUGUUUUUUUUUUUAGGUUUAAAGGCUUCAUACACAGAGCAUGGCGGCAUUGCAAACUGCAUGUCCAACAUGGAGGCUCACUGUGUAUCAUGGUUAUAAUAUCAAUUGUUACUUUGUUUAGGAAUAUGCACCACUAAAUGAAAUAACUGACCCAAGAAGACACUUUGGUCCAGACUAAAAUGUCUCAACUAUUUGAUAGAUGUCUAUGAAAUGCUGUGCAAAUAUCAACAGUCCCUUGAGAAUAAUUCAAAACCCCCUGACUCUUCCAGCCCUGAGACUGGGUGUUUGACAGCGUUUCACCUUUGUGCUUUUCACCUGCAUUGUUCCUUAUGGAAAGCAGGCAAGAGUCUGAUUGUAUAGAAGUCUAUGAAAAUAUGACUCCACUUCUCUCUAUAUUUUUUACCUCGUUGUCAUUUUUCUUGAGGGUUGAUGGUCUUCAUGGCUAGCAAGCUUUCUAGCUGCAUGAUGUUCAUUUUGUAAAGUAUGAUCUAAUAUAGGGUAAAAUAGAGACGAGUCAAAUAUAUAGCCUUAGGGUGGGGCUACCUUUUAAGUAACAGGUGUUGUCUGGUUUGGGUGUUUUGUUUCUUCUUCAUCAGAUAACCUUAACCCUUUUCAGUUUAUUCCAGUUCAUUGGAACAUGAUGGUUGCUUAAGAAGCAUGGUAACAGCCAAAAGGCCAAACUGAAGACUUCAAAAUGACACUUCCUAAACCGAUGGACAAACAAGUCCCAGGGUUCAUACACUUUUUCACCAAUGAUUUUCAAUGACUUUUCCAUGACUUCUCCAUGACCUUUACCUAAUUUUCCAUGACCAAAAAAAAUGACUCAGCGGUACCACUGAAAAUGGUUUAUUUGAACAUGGAACAGGAAAAUAAGGUCUGAAACAUGUUGUGUCUAUCUAAAACAAAUCAAGUAGGCAGCUUCUACACGCUAAAGCAACUCAAAUCUCUCACCAGCAAAACACCUCGACAGUUAAAUGCCAUUUUACGUUUCAUUACUAUAUGAUACAGUAUUUAUUAUCAUUAUAGUAUUACUAUUUCAGAGAUUAGAUCAAAUAUAAAUUAUAUUUGAUGCAACUUUAGUUACAUUUCCAUGACUUUUCCAAAACUUUGGGAAAAAUAUUGUUUUCCAUAACUUUUCCAGCACCUGGAACUAGCAUUUUGAAUUUCCAUGACUUUUCCAGGUUUGUAAUGAGCGUAAGAACCCUGAAGUCCACUUCUCUGUCUAUGUUUAAAUUGUGCCUUUGAGUUGCAUAUUCCUAAAUGUGACUUUAUAUAUGUAGCAGUUCUGGGAACGUGUUUUUCCAGCAGAGACAUAUAUAAAGGGGACAGAAUGGGAGGGGGGUUAAUAAUAAAAUCAAUUUGAUGUUGCUCACAUUCAUUUUAUUUGUAAAACUACUCUUAAUAUUGUAUUAAAUGUAAUGAACGGUUUGUUGAUCAUUUAUUUUUGCUUAACCUAUGAUGCAUAGUUUGUUUACAAAUCAUUUAUUAAAUAAGAUUUAUAUUGGUAAGUGAAUCUGAGCACAAUGUGAAAUAUUUGCAUUUGAAAGUCACCGUAAAGGGCAGAAGCCAGAUGUGUUGGACAGUAUGGAACACCAUGACAGAGAAACCUAUGUGCAGAAUGUAAUGGGAGGAAUGGUGUUCAGUCUGCUCUCUUUCUCUUUUUCAAUGUGUUAAUUUAGCCAAAUAAAGGACAUUUGAUAUUC
Molecule: messenger RNA, 8001 nt
Organism: Gymnodraco acuticeps
Lineage: Eukaryota; Metazoa; Chordata; Actinopteri; Perciformes; Bathydraconidae
Product: kinase non-catalytic C-lobe domain-containing protein 1
Exons: 31
Coding region: 42-5543 (1833 amino acids)
Biological process (GO): small GTPase-mediated signal transduction
Molecular function (GO): guanyl-nucleotide exchange factor activity
Source: RefSeq, a predicted model, not a curated record